GUAGUGUGGUCCUUUCGCGUCCGAAGGGUGGGGAGCCGCGAACGCGGAAAGUGGAGCGCGAGCGUCGUUUGCAGAGGUCUUAUAAGGUGCAGCCACCAUGUCGUUCACCGCCAGGAAGAAGAUUCAAAAGGAGAAUAAUCAAGAACCAGAUGAAUUCGAGGAGUCUGUUGCGCAGGCUCUCUUUGAUCUGGAGGCCACCAACCAGGAGCUGAAGAGUGACCUCCGUGAUCUCUUCAUCAAUUCUGCCAAGGAAAUAGACGUCUCGAAGAGUCGCAAGGCUAUCAUCAUUCAUGUGCCCUUUCGGCUAAGGAAGGCUUUCCAGAAGAUUCAUGCGCGUCUUGUGCGGGAAUUGGAGAAGAAGUUCAGUGGAAAGGAUGUAGUUAUUGUGGCAACGAGGAGGAUCAUGAAGCCGCCGAAGAGGGGCAUCUCUGUGGCGAGGCCCAGGAACAGAACAUUGACUGCUGUCCACGAGGCGAUUUUGGAAGAUCUUGUCUAUCCCACGGAGAUUGUCGGCAAGCGCGUGCGAUUCUGUCUUGAUGGCUCCAAGAUCAUGAAGGUUUAUCUUGAUCCGAAGGAGAGAAAUAGUACCGAGUACAAGUUGGAGACCUUUGGAGGAGUGUAUAAGAAGCUGACGGGGAAGGAUGUCAUGUUCGAGUUCCCUGUUCAGGAAACACCAGCAUAGAUGCCUGCGAGCAACCUGGCUCCUCGUCUUCCCACUCGUUUUCCUCUUCCUCCCCAGCGAAUCUGUGGUCUCUGAGUUGAAUCGAAUGGGUUGAGUUCUGCACUGAGUCUGCUCAUAUACCUCGCUCGGCCCUCGCAAGGGAAUUGAUCUUUGAGUUGGAUGGAAGGGGGUCGACUUCUCCACUGUGAGGUCUGUGCACACCGUCUUCACGUACAACUUCCUCAGCAAAAGGCGUUUUCUCGAGCGUUUGCAGUAUUGGUUGUUAUUUCCUGUGUACGCGCUUGGAUGGUAACAAAUGAGCCAGCCACAGCUUCUUUCUCAUAUUUUCGAUUUGAUUUUCUGUGACAAAUGUGUGUGGAAUCUGCGUUUCAUCAUGCGAACGCUGUGCACCGAAUCCAACUAAACUGUGAAGUUGCUUCUACCAUCCUCGCCAGAACACAAGGCACUCCCUCUCUGAAUAUAUAUACUUUUUGACGAUAUUGAAUACGACGCAGCUUGGUAGGAUUGUGUACAGAACUAUAAAGUCAAACAGAGAUUCCCGGUAAACUGUAGGGAGAGAGGGAGAAGAGGACAACAAGCGAUGGGCUGUGACAAAACGUUUCGUCGAAGUUUCACCAACCAUAUAUCAUGAAAAAGAGCUGCCCGGUAACUACAUGUCUCUGUUCGACGUAUGUUUUUUUUUCUUUUCUUCUUCUUCUUUGAGUUGCGGAUAUCACUUAGGGAGGUGAUAAGAUCAGCCUCCCUAAGUGGGUCUCCGGUUGAAGGCUCCAUCCAAUGGUCGGGAGCUGCACCUGCUGGAAACCGGGUCCAGAGUCCUUCAUCUUACAGGACACAUCAAGGACUGACAAAUGUUUGGACAACUGACAUAUGCUGGCAGAGUUCAGUCCUUCCUGUUGCCUGUCCCCCCGAGGCAUGGUGAGGACAGGUGUGAAAUGGCAGGGCUUUUGGGUCCUUUGUGUUUCCUGAUGACACAAAGGGGGGGUAAGGGGUGGGGUUGAUGUUUCCAGGUGGUGGGUGUUCGAUCCUCUAUUACUGCGUCCGUGUUCUGUCCCGGCAAUGGGGCGUGGAAGCAAUCCAGUGGUCUGAGUCCCCAAUUCUUUUCUUGGGCUGACAGUUUACCGGGCAGCUCUGUUAAAGUUAACAUAUUUAGGACUCCAAGAUUAACAUUUUUUUUGUUUUUUUGUUUUUUAUUCAUUCAAGACAUACACAUAUAAAAAAUAAGAAUCGAAAUAGGAAUAAUGAAUGGGGAGCAUGACGUAUAACUUGCCGUAACUGCCAAAGAGUUUUGUUUCUAUGGAGUACCCUAUGCUAUAAAUUAUUUAAAGCAGAGGUUGCUAAUGGACCAUCAUUAAGAUGAAUCACUGGUCUUGGAUCAGGUGGGAGUACAGGAGGGAGAUCCCACUACCGAUGUGUGUGGAGAGUGGAGAGCGGAUAGGGCGUGUGACCCUUCGGCGCCGUUGAUGAGAACGGUGAUCAGUGGUGUUGUUUUUCUUGGUUUUCGGCGUAGGGAAACAUAUGACUUUUGGGUGGCUCCCAUUGGGUGGCAUUUCUUUUGCUUUUGUUGUGGUGCUCCUCUGGGGGUCGUGAACGUGCGUGAAAAUCAUACCAACUUUUUUUGGUUGGAUUUUCACACCUUCCACUUACGUUUGCGUCGUUGCCCAUGCGUUCAAAAGAGGAGGCCGAAAAUGAAAAUGUUCCCCUUUUCUCAUCAUGAAGGGAUGUCAGUUGAUGUCAGAGUCUUCCACAACUUGUCUGUCAUUCCAAGCCUCUCGUUGGGGAACGUUAACAAAUGUGUGUUGGCCUCAUGUACAUGGUCCAUGAACCGUCCACAUGCACAACAUACCAGCGGAAUCAUCAGAAGAUCCACAACCUGACAGCUGACCGCAGUUCGUGGCAGGUGGACAACAUUGCGUUGUCAGAAUUGUGACAUUUUGUUUUUUUCAACAUUUAUCGCGGAGUAAAGGAUGCCACAUGGA
Molecule: messenger RNA, 2658 nt
Organism: Chara braunii
Lineage: Eukaryota; Viridiplantae; Streptophyta; Charophyceae; Charales; Characeae
Source: the annotation of a GenBank genome assembly